Molecule: messenger RNA, 891 nt
Organism: Glycine soja
Lineage: Eukaryota; Viridiplantae; Streptophyta; Magnoliopsida; Fabales; Fabaceae
Exons: 2
Coding region: 51-389 (112 amino acids)
Source: RefSeq, a predicted model, not a curated record
UUUUUUUCUCACAUUACUUUGGCCUCUGCUCCCUUUAAUGACAUUAAUCAAUGUUAUGUUCUUUUGUUGCAAACCCAAAAAUGUCCUUCUCCUUUAUUCCCAAAUCCCAACAUAUAGCUAACCCUACUCCCAAUUCUUAUUUGCUAGGGAGCUGUUGUUGCAGUGGUGAUGAGAUAAAGCUACUGGUGGAGGCGACGGUGAAGGGUGAAUUGUCGCUUAUUCCCUGGGCUCCCUCUUCCCCUCCGAACCAAGACCCUUUCGCUCUAAACCUAAUGUCAACAACUCAUGGGAACUCAAAAGUUAGCAAGAUCUAUGAGAUUGAUCGUUGCGACAACGUUCGAUAUCAGUCUCUUCAUGCUCAUUAUUGUUUGGGCACACUGCUUCCAUAACAACUACAACAGUUGGUUCAGUGACGAGGUUGGCUCAUGGAAGUUAACAAUGUUCCAACAUUUGAAUUUCGCAGCAGAGGGUGUGUUGGAGUGUUCAUCAAUGUCUGAUAAGAUAUUGGAGAUGGGAUCCAUGGAAAUGAUUUACAGAGUGGAAAUGCUAGGUAGCAAGAUCUUUACAAUUAAGAAUUUAUGGCUGAAGUAAAAGGAGAAUAUCAAACAAAUGAGAGGGUUUUUGGCUAUGGCAGACAUGCAACAACAGGGAGUGCACCAUGUUGCUUUAUGAGUGUCCAAUGACAAUUCAGAUGAUUUUUUCAGCCUUAGUUUUUUGGUUUUGUGAGCAUUUCUACAUCUGUUAUGUUCUUCAUUCAUAACUGAAAAAAGUUAGAUAGUGGGAGACUCAUUUAUAUGCUGACAAGGGUGUUUGGUAUAGUUGAGGUUAUUUAUUCUUUAUGCUUAAAUGUUUAACAUAAAUAGCAUAUAACCUAUCAUAGUUUUUGUGAUC